Molecule: messenger RNA, 1215 nt
Organism: Amborella trichopoda
Lineage: Eukaryota; Viridiplantae; Streptophyta; Magnoliopsida; Amborellales; Amborellaceae
Source: RefSeq, a predicted model, not a curated record
UAGGAAAGAAAGAUUUCUUCAAAUCAAAAAGCACACAUCCAUUACUGCAAGAGCCUUUGUUACAGUAUUCUCUCUCUCUCUCUCUCUGCAGUCCUUGAAGCUUCUCCCUUCAUUUUGAAUCAGGAGAGAGAAAGCGAGGAAAGAGAGAGAAAGAAAGGUCAGGAGAAGGUCUGAGGGGGGUUCUGCAGGUUUGAUAAAAAGUUUGUGGGGGCUUUCCGUCUGGGCUUUGGAGAAGUGGGUUCUUUGAGUUCAAGGAAUUAGGAUUACUGUGGUUGAGUUUCUGGUAUACCGUUGCAGAAAUAAGGAAGAAAACCAUUUCUAAUGGCGCCCAAGGCGUUCAAUUAUGGCACAAGAAUAUACACUUUGGCCAUGGUUUAUGGACUCUGGGGCUUAUUGUACAAAAUCAGAAAAUGUUGGAAGGGGAAAACAGGAGGGCAAGAAGCGAUAUUAAGGGCCAUGGAAGGGGGUAAUAACAUUCCUGCGAAUUAUCAGGCUGAUUCAGGCGACAUUCUGAAAACUUAUCCGGCAAGUCCAGUGGUUGGCGACAUUCUACAUACUUCUCCGGCGACUCUGCCUGAUCCUCCAGUUACUUCUCCGGCAAGUCCAGUGGUUGGCGACAUUCUCGACACUUCUCCGGCGACUCUGCCUGAUCCUACAGUUACUUAUCCGGCAAGUCCAGUGGUUGGCGACAUUCUCGAUACUUCUCCGGCGACUCUGCCUGAUCCUCCAGUUACUUCUCCGGCAAGUCCAGUGGUUGGCGACGUUCUCGAUACUUUUCCGGCGACUCUGCCUGAUUCUCCAGGUACUUAUCAGGAGUGGGGCCAACAGUGCCCUCAGAUCAGUUCCCUUCCACGUAUUCAGAGUUUUGAUGACGUGUCGAACCUUUUAGCCUUUUUUGACGGGGAGGGUGCUGACUUUUCCCAGGCUCGUCCAUCUCACUUGUCCAGUCAUCAGGCGGCCAUGGGGAGCCUAGGGCCUAGGGUCAUAUCAGCAGGUGACUCGGCUUCCACGUCAGCAAUACAGGACCCCGAGGUCCAGCAAGUCGAGGGGCCCAUCGCCAGGUCAGAAGGUGGCUCAGGUCAUGAAUAAGGAUAUGUGGAGCUCGCCUAUGGAUUGACAUGUCAUUGUUCCGGUUAGUCCACGUCAGUUUUGGGGGACCACGUUGGGCAAGACAAGUUUUGGGUUAGGUGUGUGGCUUUUGUUUUUUAGGGGCUC